Messenger RNA from Saccharomycodes ludwigii, 1737 nucleotides. RefSeq names its product Rtg2p (gene RTG2). The record is from RefSeq and is a predicted model, not a curated record. Lineage: Eukaryota; Fungi; Ascomycota; Saccharomycetes; Saccharomycodales; Saccharomycodaceae. Gene Ontology annotation, biological process: regulation of transcription by RNA polymerase II. The coding region runs from base 1 to 1737 and encodes 578 amino acids. The transcript has a single exon.
AUGGAAAAUUUGGGCUCUGAAAGAGAAGUGGUUUCACGCAAUUUAUGCGCUGUUGUAGAUAUUGGAUCUAACGGUAUCCGUUUUAGUAUUUCCUCGAAAGCUUCUCACCAUGCAAGGAUAAUGCCCUGUGUUUUUAAAGACAGAGUGGGUAUCUCAUUGUUUGAUGUUCAAUAUUCUCCAAACUCUUUAGAAAAGGCACCUAUACCUGUGGAGACCAUCAAGGAUGUUUGUGCUGCUAUGAAAAGAUUUAAAUUAAUCUGUGAUGAUUUUGGUGUUCCUUCUACUGGUGUUCGUGUGGUGGCUACUGAAGCUACAAGAGAAGCCAUAAACUCCAAGGAUUUCAUUCAGGCAAUAAAUAAUUCGACCGGAUGGCAAGUUGAGCUUUUACCAAAAGAAGAGGAAGGAAGAAUUGGUGCUUAUGGUGUGAUCUCAUCGUUUAAUUCUGUUUCGGGACUAUAUAUGGAUUUGGGUGGUGGUAGCACUCAAUUAUCGUGGAUCCAAUGCUUUAAUGGAGAAAUCAAACAAUCGUCUACUCCGAUUUCGUUACCUUAUGGUGCUGGUGCUCUGUCUAGAAGAUUGAAGGUAGAAGAUAGAAGGGCAUUAUUUUUGGAAAUUAAGGAUGCCUACAAGCGGGCCAUCAAACAUAUCGGGAUUCCCGAGGAAAUGAAAAAAAGAGCCACAGAGAAUGGUGGUUACGAUAUAUAUGCGUGUGGUGGUGGUUUAAGAGGUAUGGGCCAUUUAAUAUUGUCUCAAAUUAAAGAUUAUCCAAUUCAAACCAUUAUCAAUGGGUUUUCUUGUUCUUAUGACGAAUUUUGCUCUAUGUGCGAUUAUUUAUUUUUAAAAGGCCAUGUACCAGAAUGCCAUAACAAAUCCAAGAUAUUUAAAGUGUCAGAAAGAAGGGCACAACAAUUACCAGCUGUUGGUUUGUUAAUGAGCGCUGCCUUUGAAUCAUUGCCUAACAUCAGCAAUAUGCAUUUUAGCGAAGGAGGUGUUAGAGAGGGUACCUUGUAUUCUAUCUUGCCCAGGGAAAUACGUGCACAGGAUCCAUUACAUAUUGCCUCAAGACCUUAUUCACCAUUAUUGGCUUCGAAAUACUUGGAUUUAUUGAAAACAGCAAUGCCACUGGAUGAAAUACCACCAAUGAUAUAUAAAAGAGUAGCACCAGCGUUGUGUAAUUUGGCAUUUGUGCAUGCAUCAUAUCCAAAAGAAUUACAAUCUACCGCCGCCUUGCAUGUUGCCACAACAGGAAUCAUUGCUGGAUGCCAUGGGUUGUCACAUCGUAUAAGAGCCCUAAUUGGUAUAGCUUUGUGUGAUAGAUGGGGUGGGGACAUUCCACAGCCAGAAUUGGAAUAUAAAAAGAAACUUGAAGAGGUUGUACUAAGGGAUGGUGAUAGAUCACAGAGGGAAAAACUUAUAUGGUGGACCAAAUACAUUGGUACGAUCAUGUAUGUCAUUUGUGGCGUUCAUCCUGGCGGUAACAUAAGAGAUGGCGUUUUUAAUUUUCAAAUUAAUGAAAAAGAUGAAAUGGAUAUUGAUGCAGCAGCAACUCCUUCCAAAAAAAGGACAAUUGAAGUAAUUGUUCAAAUCAGUAAGGAUGAUUUGAAAACUAGUGCCAGUGUUAGGGGUAGAAUUAUCACUUUGCAAAAGAAAAUUAGGAAGUUGUCACGCGGAAGCGCACAGAAGGUUAAAAUUGGGGUUCAAUUUUAUGCGAAUGAAGAAGGUCAUGUUAGUAACUAG